CGGAGCUCCCCCACCCACACCUCGGGCCCCGCCGUUUCCGCUCGUUCUAGGGCCGCCCGGGAAGCCCGGAACCGCUGCCUGGGCUCUACGCCACCGGGCAGGCCAUUGGGCACUCCCUCCCACACCCUCUGCUGUGAGACCAUGAGGCCACCGCUGGACUGGGGCCAGGGUCUCCUAGAAUCAUGGACUGAGUCCAGCUGGCCUACAGUGCACAAAUGGGGAAACUGAGGUCCCAAGAAGCGCAAUGGCUGGUCCCUGGCCACAGAGGAAGAACCUUCUGCUUUUGCUGUGGACCCUCCUAAGUUGUAGUUUGGGGGGCAGUGCUCAGGGUCCGGGAGAGUGGACGCCGUGGGGGUCCUGGAGCCGCUGUUCCAGCUCCUGCGGGCGGGGCGUCUCGGUGCGCAGCCGGCGCUGCAUCCGGUUCCCUGAGGAAGACCCGUGCUGGGGGGACAGCCAUGAGUACCGCCUCUGCCAGCUGCCAGAAUGUCCCCCAGGGGCCGUACCCUUCAGGGACAUACAGUGUGCACUCUACAAUGGCCGCCCAGUCCUGGGCACCCAGAAGACCUACCAAUGGGUGCCCUUCUACGGGGCGCCCAAUCAGUGUGAGCUCAACUGCCUGGCCCAGGGGCAUACUUUCUACCACAGCUUUGGCCGCGUCCUAGACGGUACCCCCUGCAGCCCAGGAGCCCAGGGUCUCUGCGUGGCUGGCCGCUGUCUGAGUGCCGGCUGUGACGGGGUACUGGGCUCGGGCGCCCUCGAGGACCGAUGCGGCCGCUGUGGUGGUGCCAAUGACUCUUGCCUCUUCGUGCAGCGCGUGUUCCGUGACGCCGGUGCCUUCGCGGGCUACUGGAACGUGACCCUGAUCCCCGAGGGCGCCAGACACAUCCGCGUGGCCCAGCGCAGCCGCAACCACCUGGCGCUGCUGACGGGCGACGGGCGCUACGUGCUCAACGGGCACGGGGCGGUCAGCCCGCCCGGCACCUUCGAGGCCGCGGGCACCCGCGUGGUCUACAUCCGGGCCCCGGGGCCCGAGGAGACGCUGCACGCCGCCGGCCCCACCUCCCAAGACCUGCUCCUGCAGGUCCUCCUGCAGGAGCCCAACCCCGGGGUGCACUUUGAGUUCUGGCUCCCUCGGGAGCGCUACGGCCCCUUCCAGGCGCAGGCGCAGACCCCGGGCGGGGCCCUGCGGCAGCCUCAGCCCCGGGAGGUGGAGCCCCCGCCCCCGGACCUUCCCCCCGCGGCCGGCCCCACGAGGGCCCGGACCCCGCCCCCAGACUCCUGCCCACCGUGCCCCGACACCCGCGGUCGCGCCCACCGGCUGCUCCAUUACUGCGGCAGCGACUUUGUGUUCCAAGCCCAAGUUCUGAGCCGCCACCGCCAAGCCCAGGAAACCCAGUAUGAAGUUCGAAUCCUGCUGAUUUAUAAGAACCGCUCACCACUACGGCCUCGAGAGUAUGUGUGGGCACCAGGCCACUGCCCCUGCCCACCACUGGCUCCCCACCGAGAUUACCUGCUGGCUGUCAGGCGCCUCGUCAGCCCUGACGGCACACAAGACCGGCUGCUGCUGCCUUACGCUGGCUAUGCCCGGCCUUGGAGCCCAGCUGAGGACAGCAGGGCUCGACUGGCCUCCCGCCGUUGUCCUCUCUGAACCCCGAGAGGAUGCCUUCACUACACACAGCAAGAACAGCACACCUGACAGACCUCAAACUCAAUGCAAUUUGUCCUUUCUCCAUGGCUCACCCUCACCCAGGAAAUUUCCAAUAGCUCCCAUAUGCAGCCCUGUGAUUUCCCUGUCACACAGACACCUUUGCAUGCAGUUGGAUCCAUUGUCACAAGCAGAUAGGCCCUGGUGAGGAUACACUAAGACUGAGCAGAUGCGAACUCUUAUUUCUCUUCUCAUCUUGGCUGCCAGGAAGCUCAUAGCUAUUAUUUACAGUCAGAAAUGUUGUGUCUUGUAGUUCUCCUUGCCUGGCACUCAAUUGCUUAGUCAUGAAUAAGCAUGUCCAAGAGCAAGACCUACCUAAAAAGACAUUAUAAUGUACUUCUCCAUCUUUGCCUGGCACCAUGAAGCUCCUCACUCUUUAACUCAGACAUGUUGUGUGCUCAUUUUUCUCUCUCAGACACAUACACAUCCCUUGUGUAUUCACAGACUGCCAUACCCUUUAAGGAGACAUGCUUACAAAGGCAACUGUAGUCUACUUAUUUCCUCCUUUUGUCCUAGCUACCGGGAGGCUCACCUAAUUUUGCGCUCUAGCUGAGUUUCCU
Dipodomys spectabilis (banner-tailed kangaroo rat) is the source of this 2265-nucleotide messenger RNA. It is a transcript of the gene Adamtsl5, whose product is annotated as ADAMTS like 5. Gene Ontology annotation, biological process: extracellular matrix organization. The transcript has 14 exons. Gene Ontology annotation, cellular component: extracellular matrix. The coding region runs from base 245 to 1648 and encodes 467 amino acids. Gene Ontology annotation, molecular function: metalloendopeptidase activity; protein binding. NCBI's taxonomy places the organism in Eukaryota, Metazoa, Chordata, Mammalia, Rodentia, Heteromyidae. The record is from RefSeq and is a predicted model, not a curated record.